Pectinophora gossypiella (pink bollworm) is the source of this 1103-nucleotide messenger RNA. It is a transcript of the gene NC2beta, whose product is annotated as protein Dr1. The transcript is spliced from 3 exons. The coding region runs from base 111 to 662 and encodes 183 amino acids. Gene Ontology annotation, cellular component: negative cofactor 2 complex. Gene Ontology annotation, biological process: negative regulation of transcription by RNA polymerase II; positive regulation of transcription by RNA polymerase II; chromatin remodeling. NCBI's taxonomy places the organism in Eukaryota, Metazoa, Arthropoda, Insecta, Lepidoptera, Gelechiidae. The record is from RefSeq and is a predicted model, not a curated record. Gene Ontology annotation, molecular function: protein heterodimerization activity; core promoter sequence-specific DNA binding; general transcription initiation factor activity.
UGACCUUUGUUUCUGACAAAUUGAUAUAAUCAACCUCGCUGUACGUUCAUUUUCUCGAUCGUGAUCGUGUUGUUUAUUUUUGUAAAAAUAAAUUAAAAAAUUUCAUAAGUAUGGGAAGCCCAGAGAGAGAACUGUGCCCUCCGCCUUCAGAGGAAGAUGAAUUAACUCUUCCGAGAGCCAGCAUUAAUAAAAUGAUAAAAGAAUUGGUACCGUCUGUUCGCGUCGCAUUUGAAUCCAGGGAGUUAAUCUUAAAUUGUUGUACGGAAUUCAUUCACCUGCUCAGUUCUGAAGCUAAUGAAGUGUGCAACCAGAGCUGCAAAAAGACCAUUAAUGCUGAGCACGUCCUCACUGCUCUGGUCAGACUAGGAUUUGGUGACUACACUAUAGAAGCAGAGGCUGUUCUCAAAGAUUGCAAGGCAGUAGCAGCUAAAAGAAGAAGGCAGAGUACACGACUUGAGAAUCUUGGCAUACCAGAGGAAGAACUGUUAAGGCAACAACAAGAAUUGUUCGCCAAGGCUCGUGAGGAGCAAGCGAAACAAGAACAACAGCAAUGGUUACUUCUUCAGCAGCAAGGACUUAAUGCUGAAGGAACACCACAACCAUAUGUCCCACCAACCAUGGGACUUAAGACUGAAGAUGAAGAAGAUGAUGAUUACUCAUAGAUUUUACACCCAACCACAAAGGCUAAAGCACACCAAGCAUGAUGCAGCUUCAAUUUGCAUCUUAAUUAUUAUAUUAAAAAAAGAAUUAUUGAAUUUUCACAAAUUGCAUUGUGUGAUGUGCUGUAGCCCUUAGGAUCUGAAAACUUCUUCAAAAUUCCUCAGUUUGCUGUUUAGUAGUGGACAUAUUUUUAAGCAAAGAAAAUAUUUAAGUUUCAAAUAUUUUAAACUGAAUAAUUUAUGGACACAUUUGCCACUUGCAAUCAAUGGACAUCAAACUAUGAUGUAGUAAUACAUAAACUAUAAAAUCUACUAACUGUAUAAGAUUGGCAGUAUCAUUCAUGUAAAUAACAUAUUUUUUCCAUUAAUUGAAGGAACUAUAUUCCUCAGUAAAAUGAUGUACCAACAUAUAAAUAUCACAAUAAAACUUAAAAACCAAAGUGA